AUGGCUGAUUUUCGCACAAUGACAAUGGAAUGUUACUCAUUGGCAGAGGUGCUAGCUGUCGCUAAGACGCACCCUUUUUACAACCCGGCCAUUGCAUACCCCGCCGACACAGAAACGAUCCGGAGUCUUCGGAAGGCGGUCACUGCCCAAAAGGAAAAUCCUGAACUUCAAGAGCAGCCACUUCUUGAGAAGAAAACGCUGUACGGCAAUGCCGGCAGACCUUUCACUAUAGCUAGGCUAAUUUACUUCAGGUACAAGGCCAUUGAACGACUUACACAUGAUGUGGACCCGCGGAACGCCUAUCGACAAAGCUCCUACGUGAGCAUUACUGGUGGUGGCUCUGGCGGGGUGCCCAUGAUGUUUGCCGUGGAUGUGCACGAGAACCGUCGACAGAGGUCGCAAAUGGGGGAAUUUCUCAAACUGUGCGGCGUCAUUCAACCCGGAGAUUGGGUCCUAUCCACUCAUUUAGCCGGAGGGUUUUACAGGUCCCUCGAUCUUAUGACGGAAAUCAUGGAGAACGCUGGAGCCACCGUUCUCAGCGCCGGAAGCUACAUGCCAGUUGCGGACGUUGCUAAGUCAUUGGCCGACUACCAUGUCAACAUUCUAACAGGCGAUGGCAGCCAGGUCGUCCAAACUGUCUAUCAUAUCUCCCUCAUGGCACAGGAGGACCGUGAUCGCGUCCGUCUCGACAAGAUCAUAUACACCUCCGAGCCCUUAACCGGUCCCCAGCGAGCGUUCAUCAAGACGAUUCUUGGCGAGGUCAAGAUAAUUUCCGUCCUAGGAAGUGCCGAGGCGGGUCCCUGGGCAAUCAGCAGCCCGGAUCUGACAGGGGAGCAGAGCUUGACCAGCAACAGCACGGACUUCGUCAUCGACACACGUAACAUGCUAGUCGAGAUCGUUUCUCCCUCUGUCAUCGUUGGCGCAUCUUCCCCUGAUCCGAUCCUGCUCUCUCAGGGAGAAGAAGGUCUCAUCGUGCAGACCUCCCUCCAACGACUGCGCAAUCCGCUGGUGCGCUACAUCACUGGUGAUAUCGGCUCCAUCCACCCACUCCCGGACGCAGCCUGUGCUGUAAUCCCCGAGGCUGACUGGGGCCAUCUACGUGUGUUGCGCAUGCACGGCCGCGACCAUCGCUUCAGCUUCAAGUGGUAUGCCUGUUAUUUCGAGUUUGAUAGGAUUGACGCCUUCAUGCAGGCGGAAGAUUGUGGUAUUCUGCAGUGGCAGAUCCUUCUGGGCCGAUUGGAGAGUUCACCGCAGGCGACGCUGGAGAUCCGGUUGCUUCGGUCCCCGCCCCGGGAUGGCAUUUUAUCGGAUGACGCUCUUAUCAAACGCUUGGAGGCUUUCUUUCUCGUAUUCCCCGAGAAUGAACAUCUCUUCCGAAUUGUGUUUCUGGAUGGUCUUGGAGGGUUCGAACGGAGUGCUACCGCAGGAAAGGUUAUCAAGUUUGUGAAUCGAUGGAAUUAA
Messenger RNA from Penicillium egyptiacum, 1461 nucleotides. The record is from the annotation of a GenBank genome assembly. Lineage: Eukaryota; Fungi; Ascomycota; Eurotiomycetes; Eurotiales; Aspergillaceae.